Messenger RNA from Monopterus albus (swamp eel), 4749 nucleotides. It is a transcript of the gene akap7, whose product is annotated as A-kinase anchoring protein 7. Bases 645 to 1940 code for a protein of 431 amino acids. The record is from RefSeq and is a predicted model, not a curated record. Gene Ontology annotation, molecular function: protein kinase A regulatory subunit binding. Gene Ontology annotation, cellular component: cytosol. Lineage: Eukaryota; Metazoa; Chordata; Actinopteri; Synbranchiformes; Synbranchidae. The transcript is spliced from 9 exons.
GACAUUGUUUACUAACAAGCAGCUUCCGGUUGGGACUCCAAAUAAGCGCAUGUCGUUCGGAGUCUUAUUUUCUGUUGUUUAUUAUCACUGUUUCUUGACAAAUAAUGUUUUUGUACCAACAACAUAAUUCAACGUUACCAAGGUGAUAUUCCGGUUGGUUUAGCAGUACUACCGUUACUCCUUUAGAGACAGCGGGCUACCGGUUAGCCAACUAGCUCAACAGAUGUUUUUCAGCACGAUAACAAGAAGGAAAGUCUAUCUCCAAUUACUCAUCGGGGUAGCUAUAGUUAGCUCCAACAGCUCUCCAGUAUUCAGCUUUUAACGUUAGCUGCAGUUUGUAUGUCAUGCUCCUCGGCCGCGUCUUGUUGAACCUCAGGUCGACGUGUUCAGAAAGUGUGUAUUUAACGUUAAAGAGAAUUUUUGCUGUCAAUGAGCCAUCAGUUUGGAGACUACAUUCCACCAGUCACCGAAAAAAUAUUAGCGCGCUUAAGCCACCUGUACACCGGUUCGGAUUUAAGGUAAAAAUUAUUUUUAAAACGUUUACCUCAGUUUACAAAAAUUAUAAUACUGCCAUCUGGUAACAUCAUUCCUUUCUGUUCCAGUUUAUAGCACAGUCCUGUCUUUUUCAGCUAACAGUGCAUGAUAUGCGGGCAGCCAGUAGCUCCUAUGGCAAAGAGACCACUGCCCUUGCCUUAGAUGAUGAUGAUCAGGAGAAGGAGGGUGGUGGUGGUGGUGAUGAUGAAGGUGUGGUUGGACAGGACAGUGAGAUAGAGGAUGAGAAAUCGAAGAACAUAAUAAUGUCUCCAAGCCAGGUGGAUGCAGUCAGCACUGAGGUCCAGCAAGAGGUGGCUGGCACUGGAGUCUUCUCUGUGUCUACAGCUCCUACAGUAUCAAAUGAGAAGAAGACUAAGAGGAAGAUAAGGAGGGAAAAGAGAAAGUUGAUGAAGAAAAAACUCAAGUCAUCCGAUACUUCGGACAAUUUAAUGUCAGAGCUCCCAUUUGCUUUGACAAGCCCCACCUCAUGGAAGGAGCUAGGAUUCCCCAACCCCGAGCUAUCCCAGAAGAAGAGGAAGAGAGGAGAUUGUGGAGGGCGAGUGGACAGUGAGGAGGAUGGAGACAAGAAGAAAAUAAAGAAACAGAGCCAGCGGCCUAACUAUUUUGUAUCCAUCCCCAUCACUAACACACAGGAGGUGGGGCUUCAGCGGGAGCCUCGAUUGGCCAGAGCCAUGAUCCCCAUCCCGACUCUCCACAUCACACUAUUAGUCACUCAUCUGGCCAGUCAGGAGCAAGUAGAUCUGGCGGCAUCUGUGCUGGCUCAGGCUGAGCCUUCAUUGGCUGAGCUGCUGGAUGGGCAGGAUCUGGUUCUGCCCUUCUCAGGCAUCGGUCAUUUCAGGAAGGAGGUGGUGUUUGUUGAGCUGGCCCCCGGACAACACAGACACACACUGGACAGCCUGGCAGAGUUGUUGCGGGACUGUUUUGAAAAGCAGGGUCUUCUGCAAGAAGACAGUCGUGGGUUUGAACCCCACCUGACCAUUAUGAAGCUGUCCAGAGCAUCAAAACUACGAUCUCAGGGUAUCAAGCGUGUGGACUCAGCCCUCUACUCCAACUUUACAAACAAGUGUUUUGGAGAACAGACAGUGGAGCGGGUGGAUCUUUGCUCCAUGUUGAAAAAGAAGCAACAAGAUGGAUAUUACCACACUGAGACUUCACUCCUCCUUGGUGGACGCCGCCUGUCUGAGCCUGAUGAGGCAGAGCUACUGAGGGUCAGCAGGAGAUUGGUCGAGGAUGCUGUCAACCGCGCCUUGCAACAGUACAAACAGGAAACACUUCAAAACGGAGGUGGGCCUAAUGCCACAUCAGCGCAGCCCCCUGGAAUCACUGAGGAAACUGCCACAAAGACGGACGCUACAGCUAACUCUACCACGGACAACAGGAAGUGACAUCAUAAGACUGUACAGAGACUGGAACACCAGCUGCCUAGCAGAGGGUUCAGUAAUCCCUGGGCACAAAGCCUGAACCAGCCAACCAGUAAGCCUAGCUUGCUGACUAGCUAACCCUGCUAGCCAACACUACAACGGCUAGUGAGCCAUGUUGGCUACCUGCUCACCUAGCUUGACACAGUGUUAGUUAAAUAGAAAAUGUAGCUUAAGAUCAUUGCUAGGUGACCGUUCCAGCGGGCCAGCUAGCUACGCCAGUUAGCUAAUUGACUAACUCUGGUGUCCUACAUCUAACAGCAAGGAUGUCCAUCCACACUCUGCAGUGGGUCUGUGUUUGUAAGUCAAACCCAGAAAACAUGUCUAGAGACACAUGUAUGUAGGAUUCACUGUGACCUGUCACAUGCAAACUGCCCUUUCAGAAUAAGAGAAAUUUAUUUUAUAGAAAGUUUGGUUGACCAUAACUUGCACUUAAAAUAGGACUCAAUGUCCUCAGUUCCCCUCUGAGUAAAACCUUUUUAUGUCCCUUGCUAGAUUGUUUCAGAAAAUAUUUAGCUUUUCAUUGAACAUGUGUUCCAGCACUGUCUUCAUAGACAAAACAUCACUCAUCUGCUCAUUCUGAAGGGGAUCGAGCUGAUUUAACUGUCAGGGUUGUGACUGACUUUAACUUAAGUGUGAAACACUCUUGGGCUUUGUUUGCGCAGGUUUUGCUGUAUGUUGUUGCACGUCUGGGUUCAACGCACUUUCAUUUUAUCUACAUCAGGAAAUGGAUCUCCUUUAAACUUCCAGCAUUUUAUUUUCCAUUUUACAUGAGACGUCUCUCUGCAGUUUUGUUAUUAUUCUGAGUUGUUUAAAGAAAGUGGCCCUAGCUAUGAUUUGAGUGUUAUAUAUAUAUUACUGUGUUUGUGCCGAGGCUGCACUGGGAAAAUCAUCACUUUCUAAACUCUGAAUUCAUUUUUCAAAACAGACACUAAGUGAUACCGGCUCCUGUCCCGGGUCUACAAACAUUCUGGGACACACACAUGCACAUCCAGACUGCAUAAGUCUAUUACAUUACUUUAUCUCUGAUACACUAAAUAGCAAAAGGUGUUAGAUAGACUGGAUACUAUAUUAAGGAUGAUCAAAAGUAAUGUACCUCUAUUACAAUAUGCUAUAAGUUGCCAAGAAUGCAUUUCACUCCACUGAUGACCUGGGUUCUUGUCUCAGUAAGUGUCCAUUUUUAAUGUAGCCAGCUGUCAGAGCUAUUAGAUACAGGUGUUUAUUUCAUAUCUCCCUGCCUGAUCCAGUCUAAAUGUAAAUAGGUUUUGUUUUUUUGUUCACAAAAUGCAUUGUCAGUUUAUCUCAGAGCAGAUGAUUUACUGGCAUUUAAAUUCAUAAAGUGUUUGAGUUGCAGUCUAACACGGACUGAAGCCUGGCUGCUGGAGGCUCAGUGUUUAUUGAGAGUAUUUAUGCUGAAUUGAGGAGCUAUUUCUCUGUAGUACUGUACAUUUAAAAGCAGUUACAGCACAGCAGUUAUUCACAUGGUGACACUGAUGUCAGGGAGGUUAACUCAGACAAUCGCUGGUGUCAGCCAGGAACCUUCUGGCUUUUAAUUUCAUUGGUAUUUUCUUUUGUUAGACUCGAAAAUGAAGUUGGUUUUCUGUGGGCUACAUGUGACCCCACAGCUCAUGACAUCCAUUCAGAAACACAUGGAGCAUCUGUGUGAAAUUAAAAGAAGAUGAUUUACAAUUUUUAAAAUGUUCUGGGAGAUGAGGUUUUCGUUGUCAGGCGGAUACAGCUAUGAUAAAGGCUUACGCUGACAUUAAAUGUGUUAUUUUACCUUUUUAACUUUUAUUUGCUUUCCUGUCGCUGGCUUCACUUUUAGAAGAAAUAAUUUCAUGUGGAGAAAAAUUAGAGAAAAGAUAUUUUGAAAUGAGAAAACCAAGUGCUCAGUUUGCAUUUAAAGGUGGAAAAAAAAGCACAAAAUUAUGAUUUUUCUUUUUUUAUUAUUGCCUUUUAUUUCCAGAGAGCAGGUAAUUAUAUACAUGCUGUUAAAUCAAAUCACCUCUGUUCAAAGUGGCCUUUAGUCACUAAAAUUGAUGUGAUCCUUGUUUAACUGUAAGUGCUUAAGGUGACAUUUUUAGCCAGCAUAAAUGAUUGGGUGAUGUUGGCUCAUUUUAUUGUGAGAUUUGCCAAAGUCUCUUAAAUGUUAACUUGUGGCUAAAGAGCUGGAUUCAUGGGUUAAAUGUAAAAAAUCCACUAACAGACAGAAUUCACAUUAUUUCUUUUAUGAGGUAAAAAUUUUUUUCUGUGAACAAAAACAAAGACAGACGCAGUUUGCCAGCUUAUAUUUUCAGAGUUUUAUUUCCCUGUGAACAGGUUUGAGCUGGAAAACGUGAAAUCCACAGGAGUCCUGUCACUGUGGGCUGAUUGAACCAUCAGUAACAGUGGUGAAUUCUGUCUUAAGGUGGACUUUGAAUGUUUUUGUUGUCACCAGAUCCUUAAUAUCCUUAAAUUCCCCUUUAAUACACAACUUGUCCUGUUGAUCUGUGUGUAUCUGUGUGCGAAUGCAUGUGAGCUCACACAUCGACUGCUGGAUGUUUGAUCAGUGGUUCCCUGGAGAAAUUCUUGUCUCUAUCAGUCAUGACAACUCGGAGCCGCGUGUGUGAACGUCUGUGCGAAUGUGUCUUUGCUGUUUGUCUUUCCAUUUGUCCAUGAGUAUGUCUGACUGCCUGGGUGUGUUGUUUGUGUUGUGUCGUAUAUCUUGUUCUGCCAUAUUUGAACAAUAAAACAGGAUAUGAGAUUCAAAACCAAUAUCCUUCAGUUUGCCUCCUGA